AUGCCACCGCCACAAGUUCAUGGUAUCGCGCGUCGCAUCCAUGGAUGGUCAUGGCAGUCGUUCCCUAUUUUGAUGGGUACAAGUGCGGUUUAUAUGACGCUCUCAGCCCUGAAGCACCAUCCUGCGUUCGUGUCAAGCAUAGAGACGGUGUUUUUCUUCCUCAGCAUUACUCUUUUUUUUGCGAACAUCGUCAUGCUCUUAUUACAAGCCAUCUGCGCGUUUUCUCUCCCCGCCAUCUUCCCUCGCCAUGCGUGGUCCCGUCUUCAGGAUCCAAUACAAGGAACAUUCGUCGUUUCCUUUGCUACCAUAGUUGUCGGCACCAUGGACUAUGACUUAAACUACGGCCACAUUAGCUCAAACCUAGUUUUCGCUCUGUUUUGCAUAUACCUGGUCAUUGCGAUUGCAACGUGUUUUCCAAUGAUAAAAAUAACCUUCAGCCAGCCGCACGACCUGCCGCAUUUUGCGCCCUCAUACGCGUUUCCGGUGUUCCCUUUGAUGCUUACGGGGCUAGUGUCAGCUAAUACCUUGAAGGUGAUUGAUGCGUCUGAUCCAAGGGCUUUGGGCAUUCUGCUCGUAGGCUAUGUCGUUCAUGGUCUUGGACUCUUCUUGGCUUUCUUCUUUCUCGUCAUUUACAUUAUUCGGCUUAUGAUGAACGGGUUCAUGGACGGUAGACAGUCAAAUGUCGCCUUUGUCGCAUGUAGUCCGCCCGGUUUUUCCGCCCUUACAUUAAUUAGCCUUGGUGAUCAUGCAAGGACAAUCCUCGGCGCUCGCGGAUACAUUAAUGAAGCCACAGGCGACAUCUGGUAUUCAGCAAGCGUGAUGGCAAGCCUGCUGCUUUACGGGCUAGCAUUGUUUUUCUUCAUUUUCGGUGUUAUUCCCUACCGGUUCUCCUUACGGAGACAUUUGGACGGCAUCCUUGAUUGCUGGGCUUUGACAUUUCCAAAUGUGGGAUGGAUAAACGCCACACGCUCCCUCGGCGACAUCUUUCAAAUCCAGGGCUUUUUCACGUUCCAUCUCGUCAUGACGGUCUUCAUGUGUAUUACAUGGCUCUUCUUAUUCACGCUCACAGUUAUCGCGUUCUGCAAGGGCAGGAUAUUCAAGUCUGGGAAAGAAGACUUUAUGAGGGACAUCCAGGCUCAGGAAGAGGUAGCGGAAGAACGUCCUGCGCCUGUGGUUCCUUCUUCUGCACAUCAUUUAGAGGGCUGCAGUCGGGCCCUAAUUACUGUUUAA
Messenger RNA from Desarmillaria tabescens, 1230 nucleotides. RefSeq names its product voltage-dependent anion channel. Gene Ontology annotation, biological process: malate transmembrane transport. Bases 1 to 1230 code for a protein of 409 amino acids. NCBI's taxonomy places the organism in Eukaryota, Fungi, Basidiomycota, Agaricomycetes, Agaricales, Physalacriaceae. The transcript has 13 exons. Gene Ontology annotation, cellular component: membrane. Gene Ontology annotation, molecular function: malate transmembrane transporter activity. The record is from RefSeq and is a predicted model, not a curated record.